Molecule: messenger RNA, 768 nt
Organism: Chanos chanos (milkfish)
Lineage: Eukaryota; Metazoa; Chordata; Actinopteri; Gonorynchiformes; Chanidae
Product: tumor necrosis factor ligand superfamily member 14-like
Exons: 5
Coding region: 1-768 (255 amino acids)
Biological process (GO): immune response
Cellular component (GO): membrane
Molecular function (GO): tumor necrosis factor receptor binding
Source: RefSeq, a predicted model, not a curated record
AUGACAGUGGCAUGGAUCGACUACCAGAAGGCCAAGGACAGACUGAAGAUGAUCAACAUGUCUUCGGAGAAAGUGGCAUAUUCCUCUGUUUUUUUGGAAAAUCGUGUAGCGCAUCCUCCAUCAUUCCCUCAGGAGAUCCCACACCACCCGAAGGCCAAGGCGGAGAGACUGUUGUACGUGCUGAUAACUCUGGCCCUGUGCGGGUUGGCUGUGGAAGCGUGUUUCAUUUACAAUCUGUACGGGCAUUCCAGAGAAACCUUCGAAGAAGUUAGGCUUAGCUCACAUGCAGUUGUAAAACACCAAGAAAAAGAGAAUACACCCACACCAAGACCGAACCCUUUUAUGAAACCUUCAAAGCCACUUGCACAUCUUACAGGCGGAGCUGACUCCUUUCGUAAGGAUGGAAUAAUGAUAUGGGAUGAUCCUACAAUUUAUGAAAUGGUGCAUGUAAAAACAGAGGGAAUGCUGGUUGUACAGAGGGAAGGCUAUUACUUUGUCUACUCAAAGAUCUGCUUUGGUGAAGAUUACUUCAUGUUCACACACUCAGUGGUCAGAGUUAACCAGCGGUACCAAGGAGUAGAGCUGGACCUCUUACGGUCUCGUACAUAUCAGUCCAAAGGACAGAGGAAAACGGGUUUAUCAAACUCCUUCUUGGCCGGGGUGUUUCAUCUUUUCAAGAACGAUGCCAUUUUUGUAAGAGUGUCAAACCAAACUCUGGUGAGACGCUCAGAUUCUUCAGAGAACUUCUUUGGUGCUUACAUGCUUUAA